This is a messenger RNA of Penicillium salamii, 1764 nucleotides long. The record is from the annotation of a GenBank genome assembly. NCBI's taxonomy places the organism in Eukaryota, Fungi, Ascomycota, Eurotiomycetes, Eurotiales, Aspergillaceae.
AUGUUGCCUCCGCGAAGCGCCGUCGGUCGAAUACCGAGUCACAUUCGACCGGUCAUUCCGGCCCGAAUCCCAAGUUCAAAUAUUCAAAUGCGACCAUUUACUCACCGCACACGCCUACUACUUCUCUCGCCGGCGCCCGGCCGCCCCCAACUACCAUUCCUAUCACCGCUUGCACCUACUCGCCCAAUCCCCCCUUUGUCAAUUCACCUGCGCCAACACUUUGGUCGCCUGGUAUCCACUGCAAGUCGUGAGAACUACAAACGGAGAGUGUCGCGAGGUCUGAAGCUCGGUAUUUCGUUCUACGCCAUCCUUGUCUUGUUUUCCGCCAUCAAGCUCGGUGUUUACCAAGAAGAUAUCGAGCAUUCAUGGCCCACACCACCAGAAUGGUCAUGGAAGAGUCGUUGGUGUCUCCGAUCCGCGCAGGCACUGCAAAACCCCGAACAGAUUGGAAAGCUGAUGACCAAUUGGCCCAUGGUUGCUGGUUAUCUCCGUGAAUUGUUGGAGCGACUGGAAGAUCUGGAAGGAGAAGGCCAGGGUAUUCUUGAACAAGACGAGGGCGGUUUCCUGGUCGAAGGUGUUGGCCGUACAGGACUCGAUGUUUCCGCAAAGAGUGAGCCAUGGCGCCGUGGAUAUUUCCAGGCUCUCAUGGGAUCCGCCAAGGCUGCAGAGAACCUGGAUGGAUGGCUGACGGACCGCAAACAGCGCAUUUCUGCGCCAGCGGAGUAUGUCGUCGGUCCCUCCAAUCCCCGCCCAAAGCCUAUGCCCGCAGGUCAGAAGAAGGUUCCACAGGAAGAGGAUUGCGAGCGAGCUUCCCCAUCUCCAGAAAGCUUCUACAUGAAAAUUUUGACGACCAAGGGCUUUGAUACAGGGCAAAAGCUUAAUGCGGCAUUGGCAUAUGCUGAUUGGCUUGAUUUCAAGGGUCUGGGCAUCACCGCGGGUGAUAUGUAUACCUGGGCCUUGGACAUCGCGGCCAGCGGUCUGAACGGGGAUGCUAGCAAGAUCAUUGACAUGAAGAACGGUCUUCUGAAGAAUAAUGCUGGAGACCUGCCUUCAGAAAACAUACUCCGUGUCUCUACAGCACUUGCUGUGCACAACGCUCGUCAAGGCAAUCUUCCCACAGCCCUUUCCCUAUUCACCUCGGUCCUCAAGGCCCGACGAAACCUUCCUCUGGCAGCAGACUCCGAUCUACCUUUCUCUUUCACGCCCCCCUCUAAAUCAACGAACGACCCAUUUGCCUCACUCUUCAAAUCACUCAAAACUGUUCUCAUCCCCGUGGAAUACCCAGCCCCUCUCCCCUCAGGAGAUGAGCCUCCACGCCGAACAGCGGCAUCCGCCUGCGAAGAAGCAGGCCUGAUGACCUACAUCGGCGAGAUUCUCUACGCCUCAUCAACCAAGGAAUCCGGUCUCGCCUGGACCCGUGACGCAGUCGACAUGGCCGAAUCCACCAUGGUUGAACUUGGCAACUCCAGUGACCGUGCCGCCCGAACUCGCUGCGCCCAAUGUCUGAAGGUUGGUCUGGAGAAUUGGAAGACCAUGGUCUCUUCCUUAGUCACUCGUGCCUACAAGGAAGAACAAGAGAGCAAAGAGCAGGCUAAGAGCGCUUGGUAUGGUGGUGAGCGUCAUGCACAGGCCAAGUCGCUGGAGCGUCGGCGCUGGGAGGCCGAGAAUACCAUUUUGGAAGAUCGAAUUCGCAGACUCUUCCCUCUCCUGGAAGGUGAGUCUGGGCUGGAUACACUGGCUCCAAACAGUUCUCUCUUCGUGUAA